GCCGGCGAGGCGGGGGAUUCAAGCGCGUUAUAAGGCGCCGAGCGGGAGAGAGAUCCCCAGACGCCGCGCUCCGAGCCCAGAGGGACCCGCCGCCCGCAUGGCCCCAGCCCGCCGCCCCGCCGGGACGCGCCUGCUGCUCGUCUGUGCCGGCCUGCUGGCCGCCGCCGCCGGCCUCCGCUCCUCGGAGCCCGGCGAGCCCGUGGACGGCCGCAAUCGCCCGGAGCCGGGCCUCGGAAACGAGCUGCCCGCGGGCCCCGGGGACAGCCGCACAGGGCCGCCCGCCCGCACGCUGGAGCCCACCGCUGAGGGGGCACGUAGCUUUGACCCCAGGGAUGCCUGGAUGCUCUUUAUCAGGCAGAGCGAAAAAGGCGUCAAUGGCAAGAGGGGAAGCAGAGGCAAGGCCAGGAAGCUGAAGCUUGGUCUGCCGGGACCCCCAGGUCCCCCUGGUCCCCAGGGCCCCCCUGGUCCCAUCAUCCCACCUGAGGUACUGCUGAAGGAGUUCCAGCUGCUGCUGAGAGGUGCAGUGCGGCAGCGUGAGCGCAUGGAGCCCGAGCCCUGCACGCAUGGCCCCCCCGAGGGCACAGCCACCAUCGGGGAGGACGAGGAGGCGGCGGGGGACGCAAGCGUGCUGGCGCUGGUGGCCGCACCGCUGGCCCCGGGUCCGUGGGCGCCGCGCGUUGAGGCUGCCUUCCACGGCCGCCUGCGCCGGGACGCAUUGGUGGAGCGGCGCGCACUGCACGAGCUCGGCGGCUACUACCUGCCCGACGCCCAGGGCUCCUUCCGCCGCGGCCCUGGCCUGAACCUGACCAGCGGCCAGUACACGGCGCCGGUCGCCGGCUUCUACGCGCUCGCCGCCACGCUGCACGCCGCGCUCACAGAGCAGCCCAGGCGGGGCCCGCCGCGCCCCCGGGACCGCCUGCGCCUCCUCAUCUGCAUCCAGUCCCGGUGCCAGCGCAACGCCUCCCUGGAGGCCGUCAUGGGUCUGGAGGGCAGCAGUGAGCUCUUCACCAUCUCGGUCAAUGGCGUUCUGUACCUGCAGACGGGGCAGUAUGCCUCGGUCUUCCUGGACAACGCCAGCGGCUCCUCCCUCACCGUGCGCAGCGGCUCCCACUUCAGCGCUGUCCUCCUUGGCGUGUGAGUGGACACACCAGGCCCUUCCUCUUGCCCAGUGAGCGGAAGCAGGGUCCAGUCUCUGGGCGGUGUUCGGUGGCAAGGCCACACGCAAGACGAGGCUCCCUGGAGCUGCCCGCACUGCCCCUGUAGGUCAGCCCAGAAGUGGCCAACUACCGGCAGCCUAGGGAGGGGACAUGCAGACGGGGAGCCACAGAACCAGAAGCAAUCUCAGGAUGCGGUCUUUCAAAAGGAGAAGAGCCCUAUUGGGCUGUUGCUUAGCCAAUGUUUCUAGUGGGGCUCAGUGCCCGGGAGGACUUGCUCUGUUCCUCGCUACAGACUGGUUCCCCUUCUGGCCUAUGAGGCAGCUUGCCCAGACAGCCUCAGCCUCUUCGCCUUGGCCCGGCCCCCACCUUUUCCAUCUUUCCAGUGUUCUUGUGGACUGCCGGAUGCCAGCAGGGAGGGGAAAGGCUGGUCACCUGCCUGGGUGCCCUGCACAGGGUCUGAGGGCUUUCUAGGGACAGCAUGCUGGCCAGCGCAGCAGCCUCCACACUGCUUCCCUCGUCUCCACCUGGGGCUUCCUGGUCCCCACCUGCCCUUCCCCAGUGGUGCCUUUGGCCUGAAUUUCCUGCAGUGACCACAGGACUCAAGAGUCUCACAGCCCCUUGGCCCAGAAGCCCCAGGUGCCAGAGCAACACUGGAAAGGGGCUAAUGGGGGACAGUGAGAGUCUGCCAUGCUUAAGUUCACCUUGCAGAUGGCCUUUGCAGAGCGCCCUGCACUGCUCCUAUUAGACAGGUGCCUCUUCCCAGUCCCUAUGAGGUUCUGACCGCUAGGAUCCACCCACCAAAUGAAAGACCUAGAAUAUCUCUGCAGAUUAGAGAUGAGCAGGCCCUGCCCAUUCAUCUGAACAGAAAGAGCAGAGGCCUCCCAUGAGCCAACAGCUCCCGCUGCCCACCUGUGGUCCCACGAGCACCAGCCAGCUCUGCAGUUCUUCCAAGCAUCUUCCCCACCUGGGGACACAUGCGGCCCUGAGCUCAGGCGGAGAACAAACAGACCGAGAGAGGAUGCCCAGAAAGCUGGUCUUGGCUCCCUAAGACCUGGGUCCCAAGUCCACCGUGAUGCUAAAGCAGUGAUGGGACCUGUGGGGGAACAUGGGCAUCUGUGUGCAGGUUUCUUCCAAGGUGUAGGGAACCCCACCCAAACUCCACGUGGCUGCAGGGAUCUGGUACCACAGGAUGUGAUCAGGCCUGAAGAGAAGAGGGCAGUGGCUGCAGUCACCUGGACUAUCCAGAUGGCCUCAGAAGCGGGUGACCACACCCAGGUCUGAUGGACCCCCAGGGUCCUCAGUUUCCAUCUCCACUAAGAACCCACUCCCCGAUCCUUCCUGGCUGUGGGGGAGCCCAGACACCCCACACGCAGAGCAGCCCCACAUGGUGCCCUUGGCAGGCCCAGCAGGAUUCUCAGUAGGGACGGUACCCGCCCUACCGGGAAGUGCUGGCCCACGUCCUGCCUCCCCUCGCAGUCUGAUAAGAGCUGGGGGCCACGCCCUUCCCUGGAUUUCCUUCUGCACCCAGCGGGCACAGAUCGUUCAGACAUUUUUUCCUUAAAAAAGCCACAGAUCUUUCCUUUUCUUAACCUAAGUGUAUUAUACCACAAUUUGUUGAAAUAUUUAUUGUAUAAUAUUGCCAGAUGGAAUGUAUUUAUAUAUAUAACUGACUGGAUGAGAUGUUCUUCAGAAUUCUCGUGCUAUGUGACUAUCCAGAGUUAUAAAGACAAAGGGCAGACCUUAAAAUAAGACCUUCAUCACUUCGCCCAGGUCCACUGGGAAUGGCGAGCAGUGGACUCGGGGAGGGGAGGUGGAAGGUGACCCCCCCAUCCCAGCACAGGGGGCUGGGGCUGGACCACAUGAAGACAGUGGUGGAGUGGGGGUUUGUCAGGGAAGCCUCCGCUGAAGCUGCCCCCAGCUCUGGGGCAGUGGCGUUCGCGGAGUUAGUGGUGCCUGGUUUGCCGUGGGGAGAUGCAGACUGAAUCAGCUGUCCUAUUUUCCAGCUCUGGGAUGCUGGGAGCCUGCCUUCAGUGGUGCACCCUGCUCCCCCAUACGACGUCAGGGAUGGAACCCGCGCCCUACUCUCCGGGGAAGGGUGUGCUGGCAGCGGGGACUCGGGCUCUGGAGCUAAAGGGGUGAUAAGGCGCGCUCUGGGAUGGGUGGGGGCACAAGCAUUUGCCUGGAAGCGUCCAGGCAAGAUCUGAGAAACUUACAUCAUCCUGAGGCAAACCCUACAGAGGCCUCAGGGCCGUGUUACUGAAAUACAAAUGACAGCGAUGGGGUGACCUGUUUCACACAAGGAAUCGAGAAGCAUUUUAUUCUUAUGAAUGGGCUAGUUAAGCAUUUGUUAACAUUUUUACCAUAAGGAUCCCUUUCAAGUGUCUCCGCAAAGCCCAACUUCAGCCCAGCGCGGGGCGCAGCGGAUGCACAUACCUUCCUCAAAGUGGAAGCUGGACUUCAGGGGCCGAUCCAAACGGCAGCCUGACCACUCAAGGCAGGACACUGCCCACUCCCCUGCAUCUAUUACCAAUGGAAUUAGAAAGAAGCCAAACUCCAUGCCAUUCCGGGAGGGCCUACCCGAGGCACACCACUCCAGAAAGCAGUAACUUCCCACCCAGUCUUCCCCGCAGCAAAGCCUCACAUCCUGCCCUGUGAGGUUUAUGUAGCUUCCUCUUGCUCUGACAGCCUGUCUAGGUGGGUUCCUACCUCCCUCUCCUCCUGUAAAUGUCACUUCCCCAACCAGGGUCAUUUCAAGGGCGAGAGAGCACAGGGAAUGUGCUAGGAACUAUGAAACGUGGCACACUGAGCAGCUAGUGGGUCACUAUCAUGGGCCAAUCCAAGAAGCCGACGACAGUUUAAUAAGGAAAGACCCAAAGUGUAUC
Molecule: messenger RNA, 4039 nt
Organism: Mustela erminea (ermine)
Lineage: Eukaryota; Metazoa; Chordata; Mammalia; Carnivora; Mustelidae
Gene: ERFE
Product: erythroferrone
Exons: 8
Coding region: 98-1138 (346 amino acids)
Biological process (GO): positive regulation of insulin receptor signaling pathway; positive regulation of D-glucose import across plasma membrane; negative regulation of gluconeogenesis
Molecular function (GO): hormone activity
Source: RefSeq, a predicted model, not a curated record